Molecule: messenger RNA, 594 nt
Organism: Emiliania huxleyi CCMP1516
Lineage: Eukaryota; Haptophyta; Isochrysidales; Noelaerhabdaceae
Exons: 1
Molecular function (GO): oxidoreductase activity
Source: RefSeq, a predicted model, not a curated record
AUGAAUGCGUCGCUGAUCGCGCUGCUCGCGACGCACGGCAUCACCCUGGAGGCGCUCGUGCCCAUCGGCGCGGCAGUGCGUGGCCUUGAUCUGCGCAAGACCCCGCCGAAAGAUGUGCUCAAUGCUCUGGAGUCUGUCAUGGCGGAUCGAGGUUUCCUGGUGUUCAAGAAGCAGGGCGUUUUGAGCGGCGCGGAGCAGGUGGUCGCUUCCGAACUAUGGGGUGCACAAGAGAUGCACUCGACGCACGGCGUGCACCCGCAAGCGCCAAAUCGUCACAUCUUCCGCCUGUCGAACGAUCGGAGUGUGGGCAUUCUUGGGGUCGGCCCGCAGUGGCAUAAUGAUGGCUCGUUCGAGCGCGCUGUCUUCUCCCACGUCGGCUACCACAUCAUUCGAGUUGCCGAGAAUGGCGGAGGCACCAUUUUUGCGCAUCAGGGUGCCGCCUUCGAUGCUCUACCUCCUGAAGAGCAGGAGCGGUGGCAGCGGCUCGUCUCCGUGAAUUCGAACUCGGGCGUGCUCCACCCCGUCGUGCACACGCACCCGAUCUCGAAGCGCAAGAGCGUCUACCUCCACCUCGGCAUGACGGGUGCCGUGCUC